UCAUUUCCCCCAAAUCCCUCACUCAAAUUUCCCAAAAACCCUCAUUCAAACAAAAAGCCCCCUUCUCCCAUCUCAACCCUAAUCUAUUACACACCAAAAGCUUCAGUUUCCCUUCAAUGGCGGCAACAAUGGCAACCAUGGCGAUCCUCAACGCCAAAUGCUUCACCCCCAACAAAACCCCACUCCUCCCCUCAAAACCCACCAGACCCAUCUCCCUUCCCAGUCUCCCAUUCCCAACCAAACCUUCCCUCGCCGGUACCGCCAUCGCCGGAGCAAUCUUCUCUACAUUCAGCUCCGGGGACGCUGCCUUCGCUGCCCAACAGAUCGCCGAUCUAGCGGAGGGCGACAACCGGGGACUGGCUCUUUUGCUGCCGCUCAUCCCCGCGGUGGCUUGGGUUCUGUUCAACAUUCUUCAGCCGGCGUUGAAUCAGAUUAACCGGAUGCGUACGGAGAAGGCGGUGAUUGUAGGGCUGGGUCUUGGUGGGCUGCUGGCGUCGGGGCUGGUGGGGACGCCGGAGGCAAUGGCGGCGGAGGCUUCGAGCGAUGGGCGGGGACAGUUGCUGUUGAUUGUGGUGGCGCCGGCGAUUGCGUGGGUUUUGUACAAUAUUCUACAGCCGGCGUUGAACCAGCUGAAUCGGAUGAGAUCGGAGUGAAAUGGUGAUGGUGAUCCUCAAUUCACUUGUAAUUUUAAAUGCAAAUAUCUCUUCUGCUUUAUAAAUGAAGCGUUCGAGUCUGAAACUAAACUUGAGUUUCUUUUUCCUUUCUUUUCUUUUUUUAGUAUAUAUAUAUAAUCAAUCUUCAUCAA
Benincasa hispida (wax gourd) is the source of this 805-nucleotide messenger RNA. Its product is annotated as photosystem II reaction center proteins PsbY, chloroplastic-like. NCBI's taxonomy places the organism in Eukaryota, Viridiplantae, Streptophyta, Magnoliopsida, Cucurbitales, Cucurbitaceae. Gene Ontology annotation, molecular function: manganese ion binding. The record is from RefSeq and is a predicted model, not a curated record. Gene Ontology annotation, cellular component: membrane; chloroplast thylakoid; photosystem II. Gene Ontology annotation, biological process: photosynthesis; cell redox homeostasis.